CGCAAAGGCAUACCCUACUCUUCUCUCUCAAACCUUCCCGCUCUUUCCUGACCUGCAAAUAUAGAAAUACAAAAUACAACCACAGUGACUGAGAAAGUCAAGGGGCGUCUAGUCACACCUUCCCUGGUUCCCACGGGCGGUCGUCAGUCUUCAAGUCUCCACACUCGAACUGAAAACGACAUAUGCCAAUGCCGCCCAACAACCUCUUUUCGCCGACGGCGCCAACGGGUUCGGACAUCGUGUUGGCCGAUGUGGUUCGGCCAAUGGCGGAGGCAUGCAUGACCGUAUUGAACAAGCUGGUGGAGAAUGGGCGGAGCGGUGGGACCAGCAGGAUAUGCGACGAACAAACGGGAAUGGAGUCACCCACUACGAAGGAGGUGGUUAUGGCGUUGGAGGCUUGUAGAUUUUUGCUGGAACUGCCGUUGAAGACGGACGGGAGCCCGAAGGAUGAGAUGGAUCAGGACCAGGUGGAGUGGAUGGAAUGGAUGGGUCAAGACUCCACCAUCGAGUCCCUGAACGCUCAAACUCAAGCCCUGCUGUACAACCUCCCGCCACCCACUGCCGCACCCUAUCUCGGCACCGACAUCAUGGCGUUGAUUUUGAACUAUGUCGGGGACACAUUCACCCUCGAUCCAACGCUACGCCUCAGCGGACAGCUCGACCUUCUGAAGACAUGUCAAGUCAACAAGCGAUGGUACAAGGACGCCAGAUGCGUCCUAUGGCGCGAUCCGGUCUUUGCCAGCGUUUCGAGCGUUCUCAAAUUUGGGCUGGGCGUUAGAUGGAGCGCGGCAUUAGUCGGGACACACGACAAGACGAACGACACCGAUGAUGAUGCAGCCACAGGUGACGACAGCCUGCUCACGAUAGGGGACGCGGUGAGGAGGUUAGCGCUGCCGGUGUUCCCGCGAUGGACCGUGGGCGGCGCUCCGAUGGUUUCCGGGGUUGUGAUGGGUAUCGCCGGCAAGUGCAGCAACUUGCGCACGCUCAAGUUCGAGAACGAGGGUGAUGCGGUGGAUGUGCCAGGUUUGUGUGCUAUAUUCCGAGCGUGUCCUCAUCUGGACGCCUUGCGUUUGAGUAUAGAGUUGGACGAAGAAGACAGUGACGACGAGCACUAUGAAGAUGAUGAAGACAAUCUCGACAUGGACGAGGAGGAUGGUUACGAGAUGUAUGCGGAUCGCCCAUUCAAUGACGAGGCCUCCUGCCACAGCAUCAUUGACGGCAUGGCGCGUCUGAGGAUCCUCGAUAUCGCAAGGAUUCGGACGUCGCAUCGCAAGAACCUCACCGCUUUCUUGGCACUGGUUAGGAAAGGUCUUGCAUCCAACCUGCAGCAGCUAUACGUCAGUGCCCUUUACAGCACCAAAGAUGCGUCAUGCAGAUUAAGCGACGUUCGGAUUCUACUGCAGCGAAUCGCCACAGAGGCUCCAGCGCUGGAGAUUCUUCAUGUGCUCCUGCCGCUGGCGACGGCACCUACGGACGGCCCUAUCCCACAUCUGAUUCACCAGCACAACUAUCAGCAGCUGCACAAGAACCACCAUCAGCAUUCCCAUCACCAUCAUCACAGCCGCUAUAAGAGCAACAACCACAGAGACCAAGUUGCGAGCCUCUGCAGUGCCCUACAUGCCGUUCGCAUAGGCUGCCCCGUACUUCGCAUGUUCACUUUUCGACACCGAGUGAAACAAUAUCGGCCAGAUGCAUUCGCUCAAAUCGAUGACCCACUCACUUUCAAGCAGAUUGAAUCAGCCAUCUGCACGAUGUUCACUGGACUGCGAUGUCUUACGCAUCUGGAUAUCCAAGGUCUCGAAGCGACCGAACGCAUCGUUACCUCGAUCAUUCAUCACGCGCCGCGGUGCCUUACUGCCCUCUUUAUGGACAUCGACGCCUGUCCGCCGCCUGCGCUCGUCAGCCUCAUCACAUACCGAGGCGGAACCCUCACAUCGCUCUCGAUGCUCUCCGUUCUCACGUUUCCCCCACAUCACGUCCUUGACGAGAUUAGUAUCCGCUGCCGUGGCUCGCUGAGGUACCUCGACCUGCGACACAAGCCGCCCGACCCGACCGAACACAACGGGCAAGUUCACUUUACGUUCCCCGAGCAGUGGCUGGCGAGUUUGCGCAACAUGUUGACUGCUUGCACAAGACUGGAGAAGACGAUGCUGAGUUGGGUACCUUCGGGAGAGUAUGAGGACGCCGGAUUGACGCUCUAUGGCGAGUUCGGGAAUCAGGUGUGCUGGGAACGAUUUCCGGCCGAGGUGGGGGAGGCCGGUGGGUUGGAGUAUCCGGUGUGGUAAGUAUGAAUCUCUUCGGCUUCCCGUCUAGGUGAGCGGGAAGCUCUCCUCUUGUGGGUAGAACGAAUGUCGGAGCUACCGUCAGCGCCGAAGGCAAACGGGCGUGGGAAUAUCAUGCAGAACAGAUCGCAAAACUUGGCAUCAAGUGCCAUUGGAACCUCGACAAGCCGUCGACACAUGAACCGGCGUAUGUAGUUUAUUGAGUCUAAUCAACAAUUCGGAUAGCAGUUUUCCUGUUUGAGC
This is a messenger RNA of Fimicolochytrium jonesii, 2525 nucleotides long. RefSeq lists its product as uncharacterized. The transcript is spliced from 2 exons. Lineage: Eukaryota; Fungi; Chytridiomycota; Chytridiomycetes; Spizellomycetales; Powellomycetaceae. The record is from RefSeq and is a predicted model, not a curated record. The coding region runs from base 183 to 2285 and encodes 700 amino acids.